Molecule: messenger RNA, 1176 nt
Organism: Adineta ricciae
Lineage: Eukaryota; Metazoa; Rotifera; Eurotatoria; Adinetida; Adinetidae
Source: the annotation of a GenBank genome assembly
AUGGCUCAUUCUUUACUUUUCGGUUUGUCCUACACAAGUAACAUGAUAGAUGUUAUGGUUGCAAAACGUAGUAUAUUUUUCCAAUUGAUAUCCAGUGCUCAAUUUAGUGUUGAUACAUUCUUUGUUCUAAGUGGAUUUUUGACUGCAAUCUUAUUUAUUCGUCAAGUGGAAAAGGAGAAGAAACUUUCGGUUCGACUGAUGAUUCUUUAUUAUAUUCAUCGAUAUAUUCGAUUAACACCAACAUUUCUUUUGAUGGUCCUUGUCAGUAUCAAUCUAACACCGUAUUUUGGAAAUGGACCGAUGUAUCCGGUUGAGCAAGGAUUUGAAUCGAAAGGUUGUCGAACACGAUCUUGGUGGACAUCGAUUCUUUAUUUGGGCAAUCUAGUACGACCUGAUGAGAUGUGUCUGAAUAUUGCGUGGUAUCUUCAUAAUGAUAUGCAAUUUCAUUGGAUAGCACCAUUAACGUUAAUUCCAUUUGUUCGUGGACAAAAGCUUCUAUCAUUUUUAAUUCCCAUCGCUUUUAUCUUCAUUACGAUGAUCACAACUUUGUCGAUUCUUCUGUAUUAUCCGAAUAUGUCACUCAAUGAGCCAACUGGUAGAGCACAUAAUGAUGGACCGAGUUUUUAUAGCACCAUUUAUAUUAAGCCCUGGUGCCGUAUAUCUGCAUAUGCUAUUGGACUUCUCACUGGAUACAUUACUGUCAUAACCGGUCGGCAAUAUCAAAUGAAGAAACGUUUUCAACUGCUCGGAACCAUUAUCAGUCUCGGGUUUAUUUGUGUGUGUCUGUUUGCGUCUUAUCCUGACAGCAUUCGUGUACCUGGCCUAAGUCGAUCCGAAAGUAUUACAUAUGUGACUUUCUCACGGACCCUCUGGUCGAUUGCUAUCGGUUGGUUGUUAUUUCUAUGUAGUACAGAUCAAGGUGGAGUAGUGAAUAAAAUUCUUUCUUGGCCUAUUUGGAUUCCAUUUGCACGACUUAAUUAUUCAUGUUAUUUGGUUCAUACGACAAUUAUUUAUAUGAUGAUAUUCAAUCAGACUCAGCCUUUCUAUUAUCAAGGAUAUCUUUUUGUGAACAAUUUUAUUGCGCAGAUAUUUCUCAGUUAUUUUGCAGCUAUUUUUAUAUCGACAUUUUUUGAAACACCAUUUUUUAUUAUCGAGAAGAAAUUGUUCAAACGUUAA